CGGCCUGACCCCCACCGAGCCCUGUCACCGGCCCGGCCACCGUCACCGGCCCGGCCACUGUCACCGGCCUGACCCCCACCGAGCCCUUCACCGGCCCGGCCACUGUCACCGGCCUGACCCCCACCGAGCCCUGUCACCGGCCUGACCCCCACCGAGCCCUUCACCGGCCCGGCCACUGCCACCGGCCUGACCCCCACCGAGCUCUGUCACCGGCCUGACCCCCACCGAGCCCUUCACCGGCCCGGCCACUGUCACCGGCCUGACCCCCGCCCCUGUCACCAGCCUGACCCCCACCGAGCCCUGUCACUGGCCCGGCCACCGUCACCGGCCUGACCCCCACCGAGCCCUGUCACUGGCCCGGCCACUGUCACCGGCCUGACCCCCACCCCUGUCACCGGCCUGACUCCCAGCGAGCCCUUCACCGGCCCGGCCACCGUCACCGGCCCGGCCACUGUCACCGGCCUGACCCCCACCCCUGUCACCGGCCUGACCCCCAGCGAGCCCUGUCACCGGCCCGGCCACCGUCACCGGCCUGACCCCCACCCCUGUCACCGGCCUGACCCCCACCCCUGUCACCGGCCCUGCCCCUGUCACCGGCCUGACCCCCACCGAGCCCUGUCACUGGCCCGGCCCCCACCCCUGUCACCGGCCUGGCCCCUGCCCGGUGCCCCUUGCCCACUGCCCCUGUCACCUGUCUGUCCCCUGUCACCUGUCUGCCCCUUGCCUGCUGACCCCAUCACCUGCUUGCUCUCAGCACCUUGCCUGCUGCUCCUGUCACCUAACCAUGCCCUGUCUGCUGUCCCUGUCACCUGCCUGGCCCCUGCCUGCCGUCCCUGCCUGUCACCUGCCUGUCCCUUGCCCACUGCUGGGCAAGUACCACAGAAGGCUCAGCCCAUGGUGUGGUUGUCACAGCAGCUGGCACAUACUUCGUGCUUUAUAAUUCAUAACCCCCCCUGCAGUCCCUGUCUAGACAAAACAAAGUUUUGGUGAAGGGUUGGAGGAUUAAAAAGGAGUUAAAUUUUAGGAAAUAAACCCAGUGUAAUAGUUUUUAAUUUGCAUUGAUAAUACUUUAAACAACUUGUGCAUAUUUUUGUUUAAUGCAGUUAUGUGAUGUCUGCUUGUAUCACACAGUGAAGGGGGUAUGAAAGAUAAACCAUGAACUCAAAUGAAUAAUGAACUGUGUUCAUUAAUGGAUGAACAUUAAAGGUUCAUUAAAGGAUGGCCUGGGAUAUUCUCCAAUGAGAAUUCUCAUAGUCCUGUCACAGUUGGAUUAAACUUUGGAAUUUAGCUGUUAUCAUAAAGGCAAGAGUCCUGGUAGCUGGCAUCAGAGUUAUGAAGCUGUUUCAGAACACGUCUGUCUUGGAAUACUGUGGUUGGCCUGCUGUACCCCUGCAUUGACAGCCACCUCGGGGAGCCCCACAAGUUCAAGCGGGAGUGGGCCAGCGUCAUGCGCUGCAUCGCCGUCUUCGUGGGCAUCAACCACGCCAGCGCUAAACUAGACUUUGCAAACAACGUCCAGCUGUCCCUGACUCUGGCAGCCUUAUCACUGGGGCUUUGGUGGACAUUUGAUCGUUCAAGAAGUGGUCUCGGACUUGGAAUAACAAUAGCCUUUGUAGCAACACUGAUAACCCAGUUUCUUGUAUAUAAUGGUGUUUAUCAGUAUACAUCCCCAGAUUUCCUUUACAUUCGUUCUUGGCUUCCAUGUAUAUUUUUCUCAGGAGGUGUGACUGUAGGAAACAUAGGACGCCAGCUGGCUAUGGGUAUUCCAGAGAAACCACACAAUGACUAAACCUUUGAAGAAGAGCACCUGGUGCCAGUGUGAAAGCAACUUUAUGAAGACGUGUUCCUUUUUAAAACUGAAGAUUAUUUAGAAGAAAUAAUCUCUUUAUGGGCUCACUGCACAAAUGACUUGUGGGAAAAAAAAUUUACCCACUCUUAGAAUAGCCAAGUGAAAUUAACUGCUUAUCUUGAAAUCUUACCCUGAUUUACCACAUAAGCAUUUGCAUAUGGCUGUUCUCUGGAAGAGUUUAACACCAAGUGCAUACAACUGUUCAGGCUAAGUGGCAGUUUUCCAAGUAUUAGAUUCCACUGCAAGUUAUUGAAUCAGCUGCCGUGUUUUAAAGCCUUGAAACUGAAAUUUAAUUACAAGCUCUUGUAUCAGUGCCCAAAGGAAGUAGAUCGAUGGUGCUUAACAAUGAUGAAGUAUGGUUUAAUAGGAAUAGUAUUUAUCCAAAUCUUUAAAAAAUAGGGUUAUUUAAAAAUAAGAGUGAUCGAAACAGAUUAAAGGCAUUGCACUAAUGCUUUUAGGAGUUUUAUGAAGGAAUCAUGCCCUUACUUGUAAUGCUGCAUUAAGUUUCUGUCUUUGACGGUGGAGAGGGUUUGAGGGAUGAGAGGUUGGAAGCCUUAGUUUGGAAUUUCUAAAUUACUUCAGUAUGAGAAGUGAGCACAGGAGACAAUCUUGGUCAAAUGUGAACCUUUAUCAAGAGAUUCCAACUGGAAAUUUCAUUACUCCUGAGGCUUGCAGUUAGAUUUGCAAGAAUCAAGCUCUGGCCACAAUUCAGUAAGAAAUCUCAGUGUGUGUGUGACUAUGCCUGCUUAAUAUUAGACACCUGCUUCAGUGUCUCACCAAAGGACAUCUUAAGUAUCUCAAAUGUCUGAUGUUACUGAAAAACCAUGUCAUUGCUUAGCCAUCAAACACGUGCCCCCAAGUUCUUUGAUUUGUCAUUUCCUCCUAGAGCUGUCCUUUGAAUCCGUGUUUGGACUGAAAUGAUUAGAAAAAGAAAAAGAAUUGGGCCUCAAAUGUGAUUUAAAUUGUAUGUGAAGAACAGCUUGUUUUCUCAGUUCAGCUUCUGAAAGAGAUCACUACUUGUUUUUACACAGCCCUAUAGAACUUGCAAUCUGUGAUUGCCUUCUUAAAAACAAAAAGUGCUUAUGUCACUACAUUAAACAUUUGGUGUUUCUUAAUACAUAGUUCUGGUGAGCACAACGUAUUCAUUUGAUAGCUUAGACCACAGGAGACCUAAAUAGCAAGUAUUAGGUCUUAAAAGUUGAAGUGCAAUGUACAGUAAGUCUGAGCCUCAAGUUCUCUUCAAUAUCGAUCAUUUCUUAUGAGAGAUUAAAGAGAAAAGGGUUCUGAGUUCAUUUCAAUGCUGCAUGGAGUCAAAUGGAGCAAUAAUUUAUUUAACUAGUAAAGCUAGUUUUGUUGUAUCUUACAUUGAACCCAAAUUUUUAGAAAUACUCCAAUUUUGUGGUUAUGGUGUACUUGUAAACUUUUAUGGAUUUGCCUUUUUGUAUUAUGCAAUUUUUUUUUUCUUGUUGUGUUCUUUUCCAAUUUUACAUGGCUUCAGUUAUAGUUAGAGGCUUCAGUUAAAGGUUGAACCAUCAAAACAGAAGUUGAGGCCAGGUCUCUGUUCUGGCUGUUUUCACUCUUCUAAGGGAAUGCUAGCAACAAAAGUUUAGCACGAAGUCUAUACUACAGAGCAGACCCCAAUUCUAACCUUGCUUUGGUUUAAAUCAAGAGUAAUUUCAUUGAUAUAAGAUCCUUCCUCAAAUGUUCAAAACUUAAAUAAUCAAAUUUUAUAAAACUGCUUGAAGAGAUUAGGAUGGGUUCAGCUCAGAUGUUUAAGGAGCUGCUGCCUUGCUGGAAUUACAGCUUUGUAACCAUCUUGAAACCCAUUUCAAAAUGUUGUGAAACUGCAUGUAAGUAAAGCUGGCAGUGAUCUCUAUGGAUAUUUGAUGGAGAAGUAUCUCAGAUUUAUUUGUAAAGAUUGAAACUAAAUCUGUACCUGUUAGAAAUAAUACAGCCAAAAACAUAAGUCAAAAGUUCAUUUUUUGCCAAUACUUCUGAGUAUCAUAACCAAAGUGAUUUAAGUUUGGAAGAGGUGGGGAGGGGAGUGAAGAAAAUUUGCACUAUUCUGAAUUUGAACACUUAAAUUCUCAUUCUUACUGAUAAGUUUUCAGCGGUGUGUUUGGUUUUACACUUUUUUUACUAUUAAAGUUUUAAGAUCAAACCA
Molecule: messenger RNA, 4013 nt
Organism: Vidua chalybeata
Lineage: Eukaryota; Metazoa; Chordata; Aves; Passeriformes; Viduidae
Gene: INSIG1
Product: insulin induced gene 1
Exons: 5
Coding region: 1448-1789 (113 amino acids)
Biological process (GO): cellular response to insulin stimulus; cholesterol biosynthetic process; SREBP signaling pathway
Cellular component (GO): endoplasmic reticulum; SREBP-SCAP-Insig complex
Source: RefSeq, a predicted model, not a curated record